Messenger RNA from Oncorhynchus masou masou (cherry salmon), 1243 nucleotides. It is a transcript of the gene pomca, whose product is annotated as proopiomelanocortin a. NCBI's taxonomy places the organism in Eukaryota, Metazoa, Chordata, Actinopteri, Salmoniformes, Salmonidae. The coding region runs from base 142 to 840 and encodes 232 amino acids. Gene Ontology annotation, molecular function: neuropeptide hormone activity. Gene Ontology annotation, biological process: neuropeptide signaling pathway. The transcript is spliced from 3 exons. Gene Ontology annotation, cellular component: extracellular region. The record is from RefSeq and is a predicted model, not a curated record.
CACACACACUCUGUCAGACACACACACACACACACACAGACGGGCAACAGUGCUGAAGUGGACAACUCAUCGGAAGAGAAAAGUGAUCGACUGGACGGAGGAGAGAGACAGAGAAGAGAAUACUUUUGAAACAGCGUGACGAUGCUGUGUCCUGCGUGGUUAUUAGCUGUGGCUGUGGUGGGUGUGGUCAGCGGGGUUAAAGGUCAGUGCUGGGAGAAUCCUCGCUGUCAAGACCUCAACUCUGAGAACAGCAUCCUGGAGUGCAUCCAGCUCUGUCGUUCUGACCUCACCGCCGAGUCUCCCAUCUUCCCUGGCGAGGUCCAUCUCCAACCCAACUCCCCCUCUGACUUUCCUCCGCCCUCCUUACCUCUGUCCCCCCCCUCUCCCCUGUCCCCCUUGGAGCAGCAGAACAUCGUGUCCCCCCAGGCCAAGCGUUCCUACUCCAUGGAACACUUCCGCUGGGGGAAGCCUGUGGGAAAGAAGCGCCGCCCGGUGAAGGUUUACACCAACGGUGUGGAGGAGGAGUCCUCCGAGGGCUUCCCCAGCGAGAUGAGACGAGAGCUGGGCACCAACGAGGCCAUGUACCCCUCCCUGGAGGCUGGGGCUGUGGAAGGGGGAGAGGGCCUGGGGGGCGAGGCGGAUGGCCUGGGUGGGGUGUUUAGUCUUCAGGAGAAGAAAGACGGCUCGUACAAGAUGAACCACUUCCGCUGGAGCGGACCACCCGCCAGUAAACGCUAUGGAGGGUUCAUGAAGAGCUGGGACGAGCGUAGCCAGAAACCACUGCUCACGCUGUUCAAAAAUGUAAUCAUCAAAGACGGACAGCAGAAGAGAGAGCAGUGAGGGAGGGAGAGAGGGGAAGGGAGGAUAGGUGAGCGGAAGAGGGGGAGGGUGGAGAGGGGAAGGGAGGAUAGGUGAGCGGAAGAGGGGGAGGGGAGAGAGGGAAGGGAGGAUAGUUGACCUGAAGAGGGGGGAGGGAGAGAGUACAUGGGGGGUUGAGGGGGGGAGAGAGGACAUGGGGGGUUGAGGGAAGGAGAGAUGACAUGGGGGGGUCGAGGGAGAGAGAGAAAGUUCCGUUUCUCCCCAUCCAGCUCUGUAGGACGUACAUCCAGGAAGCUUUCAUUUGAUUCGCAAUUCGGAGACAAACAAGCUUUGUGAUUGGCUAAAAGCGCUUUGUCCUCUGACCCAGCAUGAUGUUAGCUGCCAAUGUAAUAAUGUCUCUAAUAAAUCUUAACUCUGUAUAGAA